AAGCCACGCUCUGCGGGCCGGGAGGGGCUCUGAGCUGUGGUGGCCGCUACGCCGCGCCCGCUUGCGCUUGCUUUCGCCGGCUCGCCGGCUGGCUGGCCCCGCGCCGCAGGACCUGCGCUUCGCUUCCCCUGGCCAUGCAGCGCCUGGCCAUGGACCUGCGGGUGCUCUCCCGGGAGCUCUUCUUCUACCUGGAGCAUCAAGUCCGGGUUGGGUUCUUCGGCUCGAGAGUGGGCUUAUCCCUGAUUCUGGGCUUCAGCGCCGCUUAUGCCUGCUACUACCUGAGCAGCAUUGCCAAGAAGCCCCAAUUAGUGACGGGGGGUGAGAGUUUCAGCCGCUUCCUUCAGGACCACUGCCCGGUGGUGACAGAAACGUACUACCCGACGGUCUGGUGCUGGGAGAGUCGAGGACAGACGCUGCUGAGACCCUUCAUCACGUCCAAGCCCCUGGUGCAGUACAGGAAUGAACUUAUUAAAACUGCAGAUGGAGGACAGAUUUUGCUGGACUGGUUUGAUAAUGAUAACAGUAAGUGUUUUAUGGAUGCCAGCAUCAGACCGACUAUCUUAUUGUUGCCCGGCCUCACUGGAACAAGCAAAGAAUCAUAUAUCCUUCAUAUGAUCCAACUUAGUGAAGAAUUGGGAUACAGAUGUGUGGUUUUUAACAACAGAGGAAUGGCGGGGGAGAAUCUCUUGACGCCAAGGACGUACUGCUGUGCUAACACUGAAGACCUGGAGACGGUGAUUCACCACGUACACACUCUGUACCCUUCUGCUCCUUUUCUGGCAGCAGGGGUUUCAAUGGGAGGAAUGCUGCUUUUAAAUUACCUUGGGAAAAUUGGGCCAAAAACUCCUUUGAAGGCAGCUGCAACUUUUUCAGUUGGCUGGAACACUUUUGCUUGCUCGGAGUCGUUGGAGAAACCACUCAACUGGCUGCUUUUUAAUUAUUAUCUGACAACGUGCCUGCAGUCUUCAGUGAAUAAGCACCGGCAUAUGUUUGUAAAGCAGAUUGACAUGGAUCAUGUCAUGAAGGCUAAAUCCAUCAGAGAGUUUGAUAAGCGAUUCACUUCAGUCAUGUUUGGAUACCGAACAAUCGACGAUUACUACACUGAUGCCAGUCCAAAUCGUAGGCUGAAAUCAGUGGGGAUUCCAGUGCUGUGUCUGAAUUCUGAGGAUGAUGUUUUUUCACCCAGUCAUGCUAUUCCAAUAGAAACUGCUAAGCAAAAUCCUAACGUUGCUUUGGUCCUUACUUCUUAUGGAGGCCAUAUUGGUUUUCUGGAGGGAAUCUGGCCAAGGCAGUCCACUUACAUGGAUCGAGUCUUCAAGCAAUUCAUGCAGGCCAUGGUUGAGCACGGACACGAACUCUCUAGCAUGUAGUUCUGCAGGUGCAUUUUGUCUGAACGACCGUGUAAAGGCAGCUCAGCGGAGUGCACAGAUUUCAACUACUGUGUAUAAAGCCAAUAAACCAGCAAGUGGUGAAGAGGUCCAGAAUGACAUGCAAAAACUACUUUUUGAGGAAUCAAAACAACUUUGUAGCAAGAAAUGAAAUAUAGAUUUAGAUUGUAACUUAUGUAGAUUUUAUUUUUACUAUGCCUUACCAAGUAUGACCUUAAAUAAAGUAGUAUGAACAUGGAAUUGCACUUAACCAAAACUAUUGUGUAAAAAGAUUUUAAUUCCUCAGGGUUUUAAUUUAGGCUAGUAUUUUUUUAGAUUACUCAUUUUAGGUGAGUUAAUGGUA
Molecule: messenger RNA, 1731 nt
Organism: Equus caballus (horse)
Lineage: Eukaryota; Metazoa; Chordata; Mammalia; Perissodactyla; Equidae
Gene: ABHD3
Product: abhydrolase domain containing 3, phospholipase
Biological process (GO): phosphatidylcholine metabolic process; medium-chain fatty acid catabolic process; medium-chain fatty acid biosynthetic process
Molecular function (GO): glycerophospholipid phospholipase A1 activity; monoacylglycerol lipase activity; A2-type glycerophospholipase activity
Source: RefSeq, a predicted model, not a curated record